AGGCAUCUCAUCACUAUUCACCAAUAUCUUAGCUUUCCCUCACAUCAUCAUAUUAUUGUUCUUGCUUCGUCCGCAAAGAACUGAAUAGGGGAGAAGGAACCUAUUCUUCGAACAGGCAUGCCUUCUUUAAAUCAUCUCCUUCAACACCAAUCGCCUCCUUCAUCUUUUUCACAACCAUGGAGGAUUUGAACAUUCUUGCCGCAGAUUGUGUUGUCGUAUCAUGCUGCUGCCAGUGCUUGAUGCUGCAAAUUCUUGUAUUUGUGUUGCUGAAGCUUCCCUGCAAGCUGGUGAGGAAAAUAAGAGAAUAUGCUAAGAAAAAGCUCCCUCAAACGAAGAGAAAUGAUAAAGUGACGCAGAGAGAAAUCGGUUCUUACAAAGAUGUUUUUGUGAGAAUUCAUGAACAAUCUUUUAGAACUCAAGCAGAGAUGGCACUAAAAGAUGAUGCAGGACACAAUUGUGGUUGUUGUAUGGAUGAGGUUGAAAAGGUGAUGCAGGAGUUUUAUAAGAAAGGAGAGUUUGCAUUUGGAAGCUUUUGGGGUAGAAAGGGGUGGGGUGUUCCUUCAAUUGUCAAUGAUCAUAAUGACGAUAGUUUUGUACGAUAUAAAAUCAUUAAUUUAGUUGGAUCCUUAAGCUGUGAAUAAAAUUGCCACAUAUAUGUUAUGAUGAGCUGCUCUGAAGUCUGGCCUCGAAUUUGGUCCCAUAGAAUACCAU
This is a messenger RNA of Gastrolobium bilobum, 711 nucleotides long. RefSeq lists its product as uncharacterized. The record is from RefSeq and is a predicted model, not a curated record. NCBI's taxonomy places the organism in Eukaryota, Viridiplantae, Streptophyta, Magnoliopsida, Fabales, Fabaceae. The coding region runs from base 177 to 641 and encodes 154 amino acids. The transcript has a single exon.